Aphis gossypii (cotton aphid) is the source of this 6548-nucleotide messenger RNA. RefSeq names its product neuroligin-1-like. Gene Ontology annotation, biological process: chemical synaptic transmission; presynaptic membrane assembly; modulation of chemical synaptic transmission. The transcript is spliced from 11 exons. Gene Ontology annotation, molecular function: signaling receptor activity; neurexin family protein binding. NCBI's taxonomy places the organism in Eukaryota, Metazoa, Arthropoda, Insecta, Hemiptera, Aphididae. Gene Ontology annotation, cellular component: synapse; postsynaptic membrane; cell surface. The record is from RefSeq and is a predicted model, not a curated record. The coding region runs from base 1270 to 4299 and encodes 1009 amino acids.
GCCGCCGAUAUAGUUUCGUGGACCGAUUUCAGUCUUGUGUGCGGUCGCGUGUCGUUCGUUUCGCGUUCCGAUCGUCUACCGCCCGACGCGAAUUUUGAGGUCCGUCGAACCUUUGGAAUUUCCACGAACGUUAUAGUGAACAAUUUAUUGACACUAAUAAUACUUAGAACGUUUCGCGUGUUCCGUUUCGGUCGUCGGUAAAUUUGUUUUCAUCGUCUCCGCGGAGGACUCGUUUUUUCAGUGACAUUUCUGACAGUCGAUUCGUGCAUAGGUGUACCUACUGCAACUGUGGUCAGAUCGGUCGGGAUUUCCAAGUUUUUAUUGUUUUGUUUUGACAUCGUGUCAGACGUUUACGGAUAAUCGACAAUUAUUAUUAUCGGUUCCAACAGAAUUGCAAAUAUACUCAUUACUCAAUAUAUAAUAUAUAUUGACGAGAAAUAUUGAGGGUGUAUUUUUCAAGCGUUAUCGAAAUAAUUCGUCGUCGUGGACUUAGGAUAAAGUAUUCGUCAACCAUAAAAUCAAUAAUUUGAAAAUGUGCUGAAUGAAUAUUAUUCUUAUGACGUUGAGUUUAUCGUUUCAACAGAAGACAAGUUUAAGAAAAUAGUAUAUACCCCGAACAAUCGAUACGUCUUAUCCUAUCCGGGCUUUUCCGAGGUGGUCGUGCAGUUGUUCCGGUCAAACGUUUCGUGUCGCCGACCCUACUCCAUCCACAUAUAUAUUACCUGUAUAUACUACAUCGUAUCUGUGUGUAUUUCUGACAGCGGCUCGUGACGAGGUAGUUUUGCAGCGGUCACCCACUGUCAGAUCGGCCGUCGAAUGAACACGCUGGACGACGGUGACAGCGAUUCCAGUUCGCCACUGGACUUUGGAGUGGCGGACGUGAUCACUACCACUAUCGUGUAUCUGACGUGUACCAUCGCGGUAUACGUGUUGUGCACGUACGUCGAACACGCCGUCGACGAACCGGACGCGCCGGACGGCACCGGAACACCGGCCGCGGCACCGCCGGCCGCAUCUGUGACUUCGGAGAGACCGGUAGCCGGGACCAGAGCCGGCGGUUACCGCGCACCGCCGUCCCGCCCGUCGACGUCGUCGUCGUCGUAUCAGCCGCAGCCGCCGACGUACGCGCCCGCUCAGUCGCGACCGACGCCACCGGGCGCGUCGGACCGUCAGCAACGUCCGGCGGAAACGGGAGGAGACGCGUCGCGGGCCACGGUGCCGGAAGACAUGGGACGCGAGAAACGCCGACGGUGAUCGGUGUCGCGGCCAAUGAACGGCCAAUCGCCGACCGCGAACGCCGCGGCGUUGGCGCUGACCGUGGCGAUCGUGGCCGUGGUCGCGGCGCUGUGCACGCCGGCCGCGCACGCGGCCACGCUCACGCGGGUCGUGCAGACCCGGUACGGCAAGCUCCAGGGCGUGGUGCGCACCGUGGACGCGUCCGUGUCCUCGACACCGGGCGGCCCGCCCACGGCCACCGUCGACACGUUCCUGGGCGUGCCCUACGCCACGCCGCCCGUCGGCUCCAACCGGUUCGGGCCCACCCGCACCCCGUCGCCCUGGGACGGCGUCCGCAUGGCCGACGCCCCGGGCCCCGUGUGCCCGCAACGCUUACCCGACGUGUCCAACGAGACGGCGGCCCUGAACCGUAUGCCCGUGGGCCGGCUCGUCUACCUCAAGCGUCUGCUGCCGUACCUGCGCAACCAGUCCGAGGAUUGCCUGUACCUGAACAUCUACGCCCCGUCCCAAGGAAGUAGAAUCGUCCGAAAGUAUCCCGUGCUGGUUUUUAUACAUGGAGAAUCGUAUGAGUGGAAUUCCGGAAAUCCGUACGACGGCCGAGUGUUAGCGAGCAACGCGGAAUUGGUUGUCGUCACGCUGAACUACAGGCUCGGCAUAUUAGGAUUUUUGAACGCCAACGGUUCGCCUAACUCAAGAGCCCGCGUGGCCAACUACGGUCUCAUGGACCAAAUAGCUGUGCUCCACUGGGUGCAGCAGAAUAUCGCACUAUUCGGUGGUGAUCCGGAGAACGUUUCUCUGAUGGGUCACGGACCCGGAGCCGCUUGUAUAAACUUCUUAAUGAUAUCGCCGACCGUGGUCCCAGGACUUUUCCGUCGAGCAAUACUACUAUCGGGCUCGGCGUUGAGCAGCUGGGCUCUGGUCGAGGACCCAGUGUCAUAUGCACUGGACCUGGCUAAACAGGUGAACUGUACAACUGACGGGACCGGAAAUAACCCGGAACCAAUUGUAGACUGUCUACGGGAAGUGCCACUAGACCUGUUGAUGUCCGCCGGCGUUGCGUUACCCACGUACCUAAGUGCGUUUGGGCCCAGCGUCGACGGGGUGGUGGUCAAGAGCAACUACCAGGAAGACGUCAUCACCAAUCUGCUGCCCGAAUUUGAUGGGUACAGCGGGUCCAGCGUAGCUUUCGGCGCCCGCAAAUUUCAAAAAUUCGAAUUUGGCAGUGGCAUCAAUAAGUACGACCUACUGUUUGGCGUCGUCACGAGCGAAGCGCUCUGGAGGUUCAGCUCUAAUGACAUACAGGCUGGCUUCGAAGGUGAGCGUCGAGACAAGAUCCUGCGCACGUAUGUUCGGAAUGCAUACAGCUAUCACCUGUCCGAGAUAUUCUUCACCAUCGUUAACGAGUACACUGACUGGGAGCGGACUGUCCUGCAUCCGAUAAACACCAGAGACGCGACAAUUGCGGCACUCAGUGAUGCACAGUACGUUGCACCACUGGUACACACCGGUGAUAUGCUCAGCCAACCGAAGACAACGGCUGCCGACGACCUCAACAAGGAUCGAAGGACCAAAUCGUUUUUCUAUGUAUUUGACUAUCAGACUAGAGACGGCGACUAUCCACAGAGGAUAGGUACUGCUCAUGGAGAAGAACUUCCAUAUAUGUUCGGUGCUCCAAUGGUAACUGAUGGCAUGAAUCAUUUUUCAAGAAAUUUUACAAAACAAGAAGCUUUAUUGUCUGACGCUAUGAUACUUUACUUGGGAAAUUUUGCAAGAACUGGGGAUCCCAAUGAUCACGAUGAUAAGCCAGAUUCAGGAUCCAAAGAGCGGAACAGGUUUCGGAGCGUCACAUGGGAUGAAUAUGAUCCGGUGCAUCAAAAGUAUUUAGAAAUAAGCAUGAAGCCCCGGAUGAAAAACCACUUCCGGGCUCACCAGUUGUCCGUGUGGCUGCGGCUCAUACCGGAACUGCACCGGGCCGGCAUGGAGGACGUGAUGCUCCGGCACAACCUGUUCCGGAACCACGACGACGCGGAACUGUACGAGGGCGUGGUGAGGCCGGACCCGCUGUCCCGGCGGGCGCCCCAGCGGGCCACGGUGAACCGGUUCACUGCGAACGGCACGGUGGCCGAGGUGGUGCAGUCUCUGACCACCACUGUCCGGCCGCAGUGGCCGGCCGCGGCGGCGGCGGAAGCGACCACGUGCCUGCCGCCGGCGCGCGGCGGCCCGAACGCGGCCAACGCGUCCACGUCGGCCGAAGACGCGCUGGCCACGCUCGGUGCGGCCGGUUACGCGGCCUACUCGACGGCGCUGCACGUGACCAUCGCCCUGGGCGUGUCGCUGCUGGUGCUCAACGGCCUACUGCUGGUGAUCAUAUGCUACCAGAAGGACAGGUUCAAGUGUUUGCAAAACGACCAACAGCGCCAGCAGACGGCCGGCGGCCAGGAGGACUCGGUCAGGUACAAGGCGGCCGCCGUGCCGGACGACAGGCAGUCGGCCACUGUGGCGGUGGACAAGGCGGGUGGCGGUUACGACGGGCGCCAUCAUCACGGCGGCGGCGGCGGCGUUCAGCACCAUCACCAUCCGCCGGGACAGCAGCAGCAGCAGCAGCAGCAGCAGCAGCAGCAGAUGCACUUGGCCGCGGACGCCGUGGCCGUGGACAUGGAACAGAGGCAUCACCACCAUCACGGGACCGGCGUCGGCGGCGGCCACCAUCAGCACCACCACAUGCACCACCACCACGUCCCGUCGCCGCAAACGUCCGGGACGGCGGCCCAGGCGACGGCGCAACAACAGCAAAUGGUGCGGAACGACAUGACGUUCCCGAAAGCGGCCAAACCGUCGUCCCGGUUGCUGCACGACCACCAGAUGAUCGGCGGCUGUCCGCCCAACGGGUCGCUGGUGCACGGCACGCUGCCCAAACCGCCGCCGCCGCCCAGGUCGUCGGUGGGCGUGCAGUCGCAAGAGUCGCAGCCUUUGCUCGUCCAACAGGGCGUGGGCAUUGGCCAGAUGCCCAAAACGGGUACGCUCAAGAUGCCCGUGGCCGCCAUGAGCGAGAUGAGGGUCUGACCGUCGCUCCGGUCGUGUUUCCGCACUGCGCUUUCGUGCCGAUCAGGCGCAUCAGUCUGCAGUGUAUUAUUUUUAUGAAAGCUUGUGUGUCGUCGUCGUCCGACGGUUGUCACGCGAUAUUAUAAAAUGCAAUAUUGUUAUCUAUUCGAUGUAUAAAAAAAAAAAAACACUUCCGGCUUGAAAACAAUACCCCAAACAUACUUCCGGGUUGGACUCCCCCGACGUGAUUCCCCGGACGACGCCGCACGCUGGUCGAUACGCGUGUUUUAUAUUCGUAGCGCCGCCACCGGCUCUGAUACCGUAGUCGUACAUCUGUUCGCUGCAGUAUCGUUACCAUGUAAAUAAUAAUAUAAAUAUUAUAUAUUAUAUAUAUAUAUGACACGUUUAUUCCGUUAUUAUCAUAAUAUUUCGCGAGCGAAUUUCGUCACUGUCGUAUAUUUAUAAUAAUAUAGAGAACGGAGUUGUAACAUUAUUAUAUUAUAUCGAUUUGUUUGUCAAAAAUAGAAUAGCAUUAAUACGUUAUUAUUCUAAUAGAAUAUCAUGUAUAGUAUAAGCGAUCGCGUCUGACCGUAUAAGACCCGACGGUUUUGCAGUCUCAUUCUUACUCUGUAACAUUUGUGUCCACAAAAAAAGUUUUAUGUCGAGCUAGCAACGGUGAUGACCAAUAUGAUCAGAUCGUCAGAUACGAUAUUAUCAUAUUAUAUUAUAUUUUGUUUUCUGCGACUUAAACGUGUCUUGACUUGUUUAUAAUUUGAUUUUUCAAAAAUAUCGUAAUAACGACGAAUUCUAAUAGACAAUUCAAAUGAGUAGGCACACUAGACACAGUAAAAAGUUGUUUGCCAAAUCAUAAUAUUAUAUUUUAUUAUAUUGUCGAGGAAGUAGAACAUAGAUCCAAUGAUUUCAUUAUUAGUAAGGAGAUUUUUAACGACUAUAAUAGGUUUAUCCUUAAACUGUAAAAAUAUAUCAUCAUAUGUUGAUGUACCUAGAUACUAUCAGAUACUAUCAAAUCAAACAGAAGGAGCUGCUCAACAAAUACGACAUAACAACACUCUUUGAACAGGAUAUAUUUAUUAAUAACAAAAAGAGUCAAUGCUAAUAUAAAUAACUGGAAUAACUUAGUAGAAAAUAUAUUUUUAUUAUUGUUCAAUAGGUAUAGUUGAUAAAAAUGUAGAGUAAUUGCUGCAACCGUUUAAAAAUUUAAACUUUAUUUUAACUGUUCAACUAAUUUUAUUAUUAUAACUUUCAAUUGAUAUUUAUCUAAUUGUCUUAAAUAUUGUUGUAUUAUUUACGUUAUUGAUUUCACUUAAAAAUGUUAAGAAAAAAUGUUAAAAAAUGUUAAUUUUAAAAUGUUUAGCAAAAUUCUACUAUAAUAUUAUAACAACCUGAAACUACCCGUCAGUGUCGCGUAGAAUACAAUUUCGUUGUGACUAUAAUAAAUUCAUCUGUCUGUCUGUCUGUUUGUCAUCUAUCGAUACUUUAGGUAGAUAAUGGUGUCCACGUUUUAUACGAAUUUCCGGUGAGCUUUCUAUCCCACGUAUAUCAAAAAUAUACAUCUAUUGCUGAGAAAUUUUCCUAAAUCGGCUACAAUAAAAAAUAUAUUGCAUAUACACAUGUAGACACACGCCUGUAACAAAGUGUGUAUUUUUAAAUAAAUAAUCUAAUUUAACAGGUCCGAUGAUAUCUCACAAUUACAUUCAUUACCUAUUAGGAAAAAUAAGUACAUUAUUAAAUUAAAAUAUAAUAGGUAUCGUGUUUUAUUAUUGUAAAUCAAUUAGUUUGUACUUGUUAAAGUCAAUCGACAAACAACUCAAGUAAUAUCGCUUCAUGCCGCAUCAUUUAAUUUUAGCAUUUUAUGAUGAGUAUAAUAAAUACAAGAGUAUAUACAAAUUACAAAUCGUGGUAGAUAUUUUUUUGAAAACAAUGUUUACCAUCAUUGCUAUUUUAUUUCACUUCGAGGGCAACGGCGGACAGAAAAAAAACGUAAUUUAUAUUAAUGAGUUAUUUAGUUGCGCCCCACAGACGGAAAGACUCACCAACCCUAUGACUAUAUAUUAGCCACCUGACUUACAAAAAUAAAUAAUUAUAAAAUUAAUUAAAAUAAUUGCAUUGAAUCUGGCUAGUGAAGUCCAUGCGCCAUAUUAUAUUUCUGGACAUCUCGUUUCAUUGUACAUAAUAUUAUUAUAAGUGUAUUACAAUUUUAAGUUGCUGCUGUUUUUAUCGCAUAUCCGGGAAAUCAAUUAAGAUAGUUC